Messenger RNA from Cladophialophora psammophila CBS 110553, 3033 nucleotides. RefSeq lists its product as uncharacterized. Gene Ontology annotation, cellular component: cytosol. The transcript has 2 exons. Gene Ontology annotation, biological process: glutathione metabolic process. The coding region runs from base 1 to 3033 and encodes 1010 amino acids. Gene Ontology annotation, molecular function: 5-oxoprolinase (ATP-hydrolyzing) activity. Lineage: Eukaryota; Fungi; Ascomycota; Eurotiomycetes; Chaetothyriales; Herpotrichiellaceae. The record is from RefSeq and is a predicted model, not a curated record.
AUGGGGAGCAUAGGCAUUGACUCGCAGCAGCAUCACAGAUAUCGUAUAGGAGUGGACGUGGGAGGAACCAACACCGACGCUGUGCUCAUCUCUCUCUCGCCGACUCAGAUCAUUGCAUCGCAUAAGGCGCCAACGACGCCGGAUGUGACGACGGGCAUCACUGAAGCAGUCCACGCUGUCAUUCAGGCGAGCAAUGUGCCUCUGGACGCCAUCAGCUGCGUCAUCAUCGGGACGACGCAUUUUGUGAAUGCUGUGGUGCAGCGGUCUUCGUCCCUGCAGCGCGUCGGCGUGGUUCGACUCUGCGGAGGAAGCGAGCAUGGCUUCGGACUGGGUGUGCCGCCCUUUGUCGACUUCCCCAAGGACCUCCGCCGUUUGAUCGCGACGCAGCCUUUCUUCUGCCAUGGCGGGCAUCAGAUCUCGGGCGCGGAAAUCUCCCCAGUUGAUGAGGCCGAGCUGACGACGGUUGCAGAGGAGCUGGUCAAGAACGGCAUCUUCAACGUUGUGGUCUCAGGAAUCUAUUCACCACCAAACUCGGCACAUGAGAUCAAAGCCGGGCAAAUUCUUCUGGAGAAGAUGCAUGAAUUGUCCGCCGCUUCAGGUCUCAUGAUCCGGCCUCGCGUGACCCCGUCCCACCAAAUAUCGUCUCUCGGUUUCCUCGCGCGAGAAAAUGCAGCCAUUCUGAAUGCCGCAUUGAGACCGCUGGCUGAGAAGACCAUCCUGGGGUUCCAGAAGGCUAUGCUGGAAAUCUUCCAAGGGUCGCCAUGUGCAUUGUACCUGACGCAGAACGAUGGAAGCGUCCUGAAUGCGCCGGAUGCCAUUGACCUCCCCAUUCGAACAUUCAACUCCGGCCCAACCAAUUCAAUUCGCGGCGGCGAGUUCCUCUGGACCACAGCAAGUACGGAAGCAGGUGAAUCCCAGGGGGUGCGCCAGGACCCCCUCGUAGUGAUUGAUAUCGGAGGAACAACCUCGGAUAGCGGCUUACUGCUACCCAACGGACUCCCUAGGAUGAGCUCGCUGAUGAGCCUUGUGGGAGGCGUGCGGACGAACUUUGCACUGCCCGCCGUGGAGAGUGUCGGUCUCGGCGGUGGAAGCAUCGUCAGAACUUCCGGAGACAAUCUAACAGUCGGACCAGACAGUGUUGCGUUGGAGCUGCCACAGAAAGCUCGUCUUUUCGGAGGGGAUGUCUUGACAGCUACUGACAUCGUGGCCGCGUCCGAAUUACACUCUCCCUCUGGAGAUAAUCCCCUCGAAGGAUUAGGAAAUCCCGCCCAACUGAGAGAUGUCGCACCGCAAAUUGUGACGAGAGCCAAGAAGGAGAUGCGACGGAUCGUCGAAGAGUUGGUCGACCGAACAAAGGUCCAGAAAGGGGAUGUGGAUGUUUUGAUCGUCGGAGGAGGCGCCAUCCUGAUUGACACAGACGAGCCGCUUUCCGGGGUUCGUGCCGUGAGAAAAGUGAAGGGCGGCGAAGUCGCCAACGCGGUCGGCGCGGCCAUUUCGAGGGUAUCUGGCAUUGUGGACACUGUUGUGGACACAGCCCACCAGACGCUGAAGGCGGCCCAAGAAAUGGUCUCGCGACUGGCCGUCGAUGCCGCUGUGUCAAACGGAGCCAGGCGGGAGACGGUUGAGAUUGCCGAAGUGACCAUUCUUCCCAUCCAGUACGUCGAUGCAAAGGCGCGAAUACUCGUCAGAGCAGUCGGUGUGUUGGAUGCCGUCAAGCACGCGAAACAAGGAGCAUCUCUUCAAGCCGCCCUGCCAGAAGUGCCUGAGCAGCAUUCUGGCGCGACAAUGAGUGCUGCACGUGAUGCAGAAGAGGAGACCGAGGUCAUCGACCUCGAAAACUACCAACCCAAGAUCGAGAACGGGAUAUGGAUAAUAUCCAUGACGGAUCUCGAGUGGAUUUCGAGCGGCUGCAAGAUUCUAGGCUGUGGCGGUGGCGGAGAUCCAUACCAGCAGUUCCUCAAGAUCAAGUCCGUCCUGACAAAAUCUCCUGGGACCAUAAAAGUUGUGUCGCCCAACAAUCUGCUUGAAAACGCCACGAUCGGAUGGACUGGAUGCAUGGGGAGUCCAGAAGUCAGCCUGGAGCGAAUGGAGGCCGACGAGUGCAACAAGGCCCACGACGAACUGACGCGAUUCCUGGGGUUGGCGCCCGUGGACGGAUUUAUGGCUGUCGAGAUCGGUGGCGGAAACGGCCUCGUCAAUCUCGAAGUCGCCGCCGCACACCAAGUGCCUUGCAUCGACGCCGAUUUGAUGGGCAGGGCGUAUCCGACCUUCUGGCAAACCACCGUCAACGUCUACGGCACCUCCAAGGGGGAGGCGCUUGUGCCCGCGACCAUUGCGAGCGGGGAUGGAUCCUUUAUGACCAUGACAGCCAGUCGGACGGACAGGCUGGUAGACAGUGCAUUACGGGCGGCGGUCGUGGAGAUGGGAUGCCGGGCCGGGAAAGCCGGGCCACCCAAGUCCGCCAAAGUCGUUCAAGAGCAGGCCAUCCUUCAUACGGUGUCUUUGGCAUGGUGGAUAGGGAGGGCGGUUGCCUUGGAGAAAGACGUGAGCGACCGGGCAAAGCGCAUCAUCGAUGCCGUCGGUGGGUCCGCCAGUGCAAAGAUCCUGGCCGAGGGCAAGAUCACCAGCGUCGAGCGCGUUCUCAAGACGGGACAUUCCUACGGCGUCGUGGAGAUUGACGGCGUGUUGAGCAGCAGCGGGCUCAAGGCGACGGUCAGGAUCCCAUUCAAGAACGAGAACGCCUUCGUCGAGGCAACCACGACCAGCGACGGCAAGACAUUCAUCUUGGCUUCAGUGCCGGAUCUCAUCGCCGUGCUCGACUUAGAGACUGGCGCGGGCUUGGGCACACCGGAGUACAAGUACGGGUUGAAGGUGACGAUCAUCGCGAUCGCGGCGUCUCCUCGAUGGACAGAUACUCCUCGGGGACUGGAACUGGGCGGGCCGGGCUCGAUGGGAUUUGAUCAGGUCGAGUAUGUGCCAAUCGGCAAGUACACUAAGCCCCGGAGCGUUCUUGAAACGUUUUCAAAGCGUUAG